Molecule: messenger RNA, 1803 nt
Organism: Sciurus carolinensis (gray squirrel)
Lineage: Eukaryota; Metazoa; Chordata; Mammalia; Rodentia; Sciuridae
Gene: Znf674
Product: zinc finger protein 674
Biological process (GO): negative regulation of transcription by RNA polymerase II
Molecular function (GO): DNA-binding transcription repressor activity, RNA polymerase II-specific
Source: RefSeq, a predicted model, not a curated record
AUGUUACAGGAAUUCCUGACCUUCAGUGGCAUGUUGAUGGACUUCACCCAGGAGGAGUGGUGGCAACUGGACCCUGCUCAGAAUAACCUCUACAGGGAUGUCAUGCUUGAGAACUACAGCCACCUGGUGUCUCUGGGGUAUCUAGUUGCCCAACCAGAUGUGAUCUUCAGGUUGGGACAAGGAGAAGAGGCCUGGAUGGCAGACAGAAGGACCCUGAUGCAGAGCCGUCCAGGUGAGCAGAAUCCAGGUGGGUCAGGCCAGGAUAAGGACCCUGGUUGUCUGUGGGAGCUGGACCCCUGGGCUACACUCAGGAGCUCUUCUCAGCCCCCACACUUAUACUACAAGGAAGGUCAAGACAGACCUCUGUGACAAGUUAUAUUCAUAGACCAGGAAACACUGAAGGAUGAAAAUGGUCAAGACUGCAGAAUAUGCAGAAAAAUAAUUUAUCGGAGCAAAUUCUUUGUUUUAAGACAAAGACUCCCUAAAUAUUCAUGGAGAAGAUGCUCAAAACAUAAUAUAAAUGGUCUAGUCAAAUGUUCUCUCUGAACAAAAAAUUUAAAAAAUAGAAGCUAUGUAAGAAAGAUAGAUUAUGAACAUAAGGUAAAUUGGAAAUCAUAUCUCUAUUCUAAUCUUGAUAAAUUCCAACCUGCAGAAUUCAUUGAACUCAAUCAACAAGGAAAAGCCCUCCACCAGAAGCAAUGAAAUAAAAGUCAGAGGAUUCAAAAUGGAGGGAAAUUCUAUGAAUUUACUGAAUGUAGUACAGUGUUUAUUCAGAAAACCAACCUUGUUUUCCCAAGGAUUCACACUCAAGAGAAACCUUAUAAAUGCUGUGAAUGUGCAAAAGCCUUCAGCCAGAAAGACAGUCCUCACAGCACACCUGAGAACUCAUUCAGGAGAGAAUCCUAUGAAUGCAGUGGAUGUGGGAGCCUUAUCCAGAAGGUAACUUUCAUUAAACAUGAGCAAAUUCACAUGGUAAAGAAACUUGUAUAUGGUGAAUGUGGAGAGAUCUUUAAGAAUUCUUAUCACCUUAUUAGACAUGAAAGAACACAUAUUAGACAAGCAUUUUAUAAAGGACCCAAGCAUGGUAAGUCCAGCCUUAUACAUCAAAGGUCUCAUAUAGAUGAGAAACCUAAAUGCAGUAAGUAUGGGGAAACCUUUGAUGAGAAGCCCACCACCAUUAAACAUCAGAUAACUAACAUGAAAGAGAAACCUUGUGAGUGAAAUCAAUGUGGGAAGAACUUCCGGAGAAAGUCACACCUCUGUUCAUCAGAAGAUGCAGGAGAAAAACCCUAUAGAUGCAGCAUAUGUGGGAAGACUAGUGCAAAAUCACAUCUCUUUGUCCAUCAUUGAACUCAUGCAGGAGAGAAAUAUUAUAAAUGAAGAAGAUGCAGGAAAGCCUUCAGUGAGAAGUCAACCCUUAUUGUCCAUCAGAGAUUUCGUACAGGAAAGAACCCCUGUAAAUGCAAUGAAUGUGGGGAAACAUUCUGUGAGAAGUCACCACUGAAUAAACAGAAGAGAAUUCAUAUGGGAGAGAGACCCUGUGAAUGCAGUGACUGUGGGAAAGCCAUCAAUAGGAAGUCGACUGUCAUUAAACAUCAGAGGAUUCAUACAAGAGGAAAACACAACAAAUGUAGUAAAUGUGGAAAAGCCUUCCAUGUGAAACCAGUUCUCAUUGUACAUCACAGAACUCGUAAAUGAGAGAAAUCUUUUGAAUGCAGAGACUGUGGGAAAGCCUUCGAGAAAUCAACUCUGAAUAAAUAUCAGAUAGGUCACACAGGAGAGAGAAUGUAUCAAUAUUCUUGA